UCUGCUAACUCUCAGAUCAUCUUCUUCCUUCUCUCUUCACGCCCAAACAUCUCUGAUUUCUUCACCCCUCCACCGCCUCCUUUUUCUUUCUUCUUCAUUAUUAGGGCUCCGUUUUUUUCCAUUGCCCUCUUCUUCUAUAUGUUUUCUUCCAAAUCCUCUGCAUUCUAUGUCCGAUUGAAUGACUUCUUCUUUCUAAUGGGGUGUCUGUGUCUGUGUGUGGAAUGCCAUAACCGGCCAUGGGGAUGGAUGGAUGUUUAGUUAAACUCCUUCACUUCCCUUUUGAUUUCUUGUUGUUCUAUUGCGCUUAGUUGAACUAAUAAGCUUUGAUUUCCGGGAACGGGAAGGCAGGGAUUGCUGUUUUGAAUUUUGAGCCGGGUGUUUGGCAUUAUAGGGCUUAAUUUUGCUACCCCAUUUGGCAUUUCUCGAGCUCUAAGGCUAAGAAAUUUUCUGGGGUUUCGAAUUACUGCUGUUUCCCAUCUGGGUUUGGGAUCUGAAAGCUCUGUAAUCGAAUUCGCCAGGUUGUUUUGGUUUCUGUGUUGGGGUUCUCUGCUUUUUUAGCUUGGGAUAUUGGAUUCUGCGUCGUGGGUUUUAGACGAGAUGGCCAUGGCUAUAGCUCAUCACAGAGAGAGUAGUAGUGGGAGCUUAACCAGGCAUCUUGACAGUACUGGAAAGUACGUUCGAUACACAUCAGAGCAGGUUGAGGCUCUUGAGCGAGUCUAUGCUGAAUGCCCAAAGCCAAGUUCUCUUCGAAGGCAGCAGCUCAUCCGGGAAUGCCCAAUUCUUUCAAACAUAGAGCCCAAACAGAUCAAAGUUUGGUUUCAGAAUCGGAGAUGUAGGGAGAAGCAAAGGAAGGAGGCUUCUCGGCUGCAAACAGUGAACAGGAAAUUGAAUGCCAUGAAUAAAUUGUUGAUGGAGGAGAAUGAUCGGCUGCAGAAACAGGUGUCCCAAUUGGUGUGUGAAAAUGGGUUUAUGCGGCAGCAAUUACAAACAGUGCCAGCAGCAACCACUGAUGCAAGCUGUGAUUCUGUGGUCACCACUCCUCAACCCUCUAAAACAGAUGCUAAUAACCCAGCUGGGCUCCUCUCAAUUGCAGAGGAGACCUUGGCAGAGUUCCUUUCAAAGGCUACAGGAACUGCUGUUGAUUGGGUCCAGAUGCCUGGGAUGAAGCCUGGUCCGGAUUCUGUUGGGAUCUUUGCCAUUUCACAAAGUUGCGGCGGAGUGGCAGCAAGAGCCUGUGGUCUUGUAAGUUUGGAGCCUGCAAAGAUUGCAGAGAUCCUUAAAGAUCGUCCAUCGUGGUUUCGUGAUUGUCGAAGCCUUGAGGUUUUUACUAUGUUUCCAGCUGGAAAUGGUGGAACAAUUGAACUUGUCUACACACAGGUAUACGCUCCAACUACCCUUGCUCCUGCACGUGAUUUUUGGACGCUGAGAUACACAAUAACUUUGGAAAAUGGCAGCCUUGUGGUCUGUGAGAGAUCUCUCUCGGGUUCUGGUGCUGGUCCUAGUCCAGCUGCUGCUGCUCAGUUUGUUAGAGCUGAGAUGCUCCCAAGUGGUUAUCUGAUUCGACCAUGUGAGGGCGGUGGGUCCAUCAUACAUAUAGUAGAUCACCUAAAUCUUGAGGCAUGGAAUGUUCCUGAGGUGCUGCGACCGCUUUAUGAAUCGUCGAAAGUCGUGGCUCAGAACAUGACUAUUGCAGCACUACGGUACGUUAGGCAAAUAGCUCAGGAGACGAGCGGUGAAGUGGUUUAUGGUUUGGGCCGACAACCUGCUGUUUUGCGAACCUUUAGCCAAAGAUUGAGCAGGGGUUUUAAUGAUUUGGUGAAUGGAUUCAAUGACAACGGAUGGUCAUUGAUUAAUUGUGAAGGUGCUGAGGAUGUCGUACUUGCUGUGAAUUCUACGAAAAAUUUCGGCACGACAUCCAAUCCCGCGAACUCCUUAACGUACCCUGGGGGAGUUCUUUGUGCUAAGGCUUCCAUGCUACUCCAAAAUGUUCCUCCUGCCGUGCUAGUUCGUUUCUUGAGAGAACACCGUUCCGAAUGGGCUGAUUUCAACAUUGAUGCAUACUCUGCAGCAACCCUUAAAGCUAAUUCGUACGCAUAUCCAGGGAUGAGGCCGACAAGGUUUACCGGGAGUCAAAUCAUCAUGCCACUUGGCCAUACAAUCGAGCACGAAGAGUUGCUUGAAGUUAUUCGUCUUGAAGGACAUCCUAUGGUACAAGAAGACGCUUUUGUUUCAAGGGACAUUCAUCUUCUUCAGAUAUGUAGUGGAAUCAACGAGAACGCUGUAGGAGCUUGUUCAGAACUCAUUUUUGCCCCGAUCGAUGAGAUGUUUCCAGACGAUGCCCCAUUGCUGCCUUCUGGCUUUCGAAUCAUCCCAUUGGAUUCAAGAACAAGUGAUGCUAAAGGUGCAUUGACUACACAACGGACUCUCGAUCUAACAUCAAGUCUUGAAGUGGGUUCUGGAACAAGCAACGUUGCAGGAGAUGCGUCGUCGAGUCAGUGCCCUCGAUCCGUGUUAACUAUUGCGUUCCAGUUUCCUUUCGAGAGCAGCAUGCAGGAUAACGUAAUGAACAUGGCACAGCAGUACGUACGUAGCGUCAUUUCCUCGGUGCAGAGAGUUGCAAUGGCCAUAUCUCCUUCUGGGGGCAGUCCAUCACUAGGUCCAAAGUUGUCUCCUGGUUCUCCAGAAGCUCUCACUCUAGCACAUUGGAUAUGCAAGAGCUAUAGUUUACAAUUAGGAACGGAGUUGAUCAGUUCAGAUAGCUUGGAAAGCGAUUCCCUUUUGAAAAAUCUCUGGAAUCAUCAGGAUGCGAUAUUGUGCUGUUCGUUAAAGUCAUUGCCUGUUUUCAUGUUUGCAAACCAAGCUGGGCUCGACAUGUUGGAGACAACUCUAGUAGCCUUACAAGACAUCACAUUGGAUAAAAUCUUCGACGAGGCGGGUCGUAAAGCUUUGUGUUCUGAUUUUCCAAAGUUAAUGCAGCAGGGAUUUGCGUACUUACCUGGAGGAAUCUGUGCAUCGACAAUGGGGCGACACGUUUCGUACGAACAAGCGAUUGCAUGGAAAGUCCUCGAGGCAGACGAGACGACGGUCCAUUGCCUUGCCUUCUCCUUCAUAAACUGGUCUUUUGUUUGAUUGAAAGGCUUCUCCAAUGGCUCUUCCAAAAGUAAUUUAAUUAAAUUGUUAAUUAAAUCGCUUUUUAUUUUGAUUCAUGUAAAUAUUGGGGAGCCCAAUUAGAUACAAACACGUGACCCUUUAAGGAGACAGUUUUGAAGGCUAUGAUUCUUUUUUAUUCCCUU
Molecule: messenger RNA, 3293 nt
Organism: Cucurbita moschata (crookneck pumpkin)
Lineage: Eukaryota; Viridiplantae; Streptophyta; Magnoliopsida; Cucurbitales; Cucurbitaceae
Product: homeobox-leucine zipper protein REVOLUTA-like
Exons: 18
Coding region: 598-3129 (843 amino acids)
Molecular function (GO): DNA binding; lipid binding; DNA-binding transcription factor activity
Source: RefSeq, a predicted model, not a curated record